AUGGAUACACUGAAGCAACGAGUUCUUGUCCCCGGCAAAGAGGGGCUGAAAAAUGUGGCCGGGAAGACCCUGGGGCACCUCCAGAGGGUGAUGGACAAGCGCCAUGGCACGGGAGAGGUUAUCGAGUUGACGGAAGAUGGAAGGCCCAAGGAGGUCCAAGAGAAGAGUCCACCUCUGUGCGACUGCACGUGCUUUGGGCUACCCCGCCGUUAUAUUAUCGCCAUCAUGAGCGGACUGGGGUUCUGCAUCUCUUUCGGUAUCCGCUGCAAUCUGGGCGUGGCCAUCGUGAGCAUGGUCAACAACAGCACCAUUCACCGGGAUGGCAAGAUUAUCGUCCUAGAGAAAGCGAAAUUUAACUGGGACCCGGAGACGGUGGGUAUGAUCCAUGGCUCAUUUUUCUGGGGCUACAUCGUCACGCAGAUUCCAGGAGGGUAUAUCUCAUCCCGUCUCGCGGCCAACAGAGUCUUUGGAGCGGCUAUUUUCUUCACAUCUGUUUUCAACAUGUUCAUCCCUUCCGCGGCCCGUGUGCACUACGGAUGUGUCAUGUUCGUGAGAAUUCUCCAGGGAUUGGUAGAGGGAGUGACCUACCCUGCAUGCCAUGGCAUCUGGAGUAAGUGGGCUCCACCUUUGGAGAGGAGUCGUCUGGCAACCACCUCCUUCUGUGGUUCCUAUGCGGGAGCGGUGAUCGCCAUGCCCCUGGCUGGGAUUUUAGUGCAGUACUCAGGCUGGUCCUCAGUCUUCUACAUCUAUGGCGUUUUUGGCAUUGUGUGGUACAUGUUCUGGAUCCUGGUGUCGUAUGAGAGCCCAGCUGACCACCCCACCAUCACCGCCGAGGAGCGAGCCUACAUUGAGGAGGCCAUCGGGGAGAGUGCCACCUUGAUGGGCCCCAUUGAUAAAUUCAAGACUCCGUGGAGGAAGUUCUUCACCUCCAUGCCUGUCUAUGCAAUCAUCGUGGCCAACUUCUGCCGUAGCUGGACCUUCUACCUGUUGCUCAUUAGCCAGCCCGCAUACUUCGAGGAGGUGUUUGGCUUCGAGAUCAGCAAGUUGGGCAUGAUCUCUGCGCUCCCUCACCUGGUGAUGACCAUCAUCGUGCCGAUCGGGGGACAGUUGGCGGACUUCCUGCGGAGGAAGAACCUCAUGUCCACCACCAACGUCAGGAAGAUCAUGAACUGCGGAGGCUUUGGUAUGGAGGCCACUCUACUGCUGGUCGUGGGCUUCUCCCACAGUAAAGGGGUGGCCAUCUCCUUCCUCGUGCUGGCGGUAGGCUUCAGCGGCUUCGCUAUAUCAGGGUUCAAUGUGAACCACCUGGAUAUAGCGCCCCGGUACGCCAGUAUCCUCAUGGGCAUCUCCAAUGGCGUGGGCACCCUGUCCGGCAUGGUGUGCCCCCUCAUCGUGGGUGCCAUGACUAAACAUAAGACUCGGGAGGAGUGGCAGUACGUCUUCCUGAUCGCGUCGCUGGUGCACUACGGCGGCGUGAUCUUCUACGGGAUCUUUGCGUCGGGCGAGAAGCAGCCGUGGGCCGACCCCGAGGAGACCAGCGACGAGAAGUGCGGCUUCAUCGACGAAGACGAGCUGGCCGAGGAGUCCGGCGACAUCACGCUCAGCCACAUGCCCGCGCCGGGAGGGGCCGCAGGAGGAGGCCUGGGAGGAGCCGGGGGCCCCGCCAAGAGCUACGGGGCCACCACGCAGGUCAACACCGGCUGGGUGCAGAGCUGGGACACCACGGAGGAGUACGUCCAGGAGGGGGCCGGCCAGCAGCAUCAUCACCAGCAGGACGAAGACUACUGA
This is a messenger RNA of Engraulis encrasicolus (European anchovy), 1788 nucleotides long. It is a transcript of the gene slc17a6a, whose product is annotated as solute carrier family 17 member 6a. The coding region runs from base 1 to 1788 and encodes 595 amino acids. The transcript has 12 exons. Gene Ontology annotation, biological process: synaptic transmission, glutamatergic; transmembrane transport; neurotransmitter loading into synaptic vesicle. The record is from RefSeq and is a predicted model, not a curated record. NCBI's taxonomy places the organism in Eukaryota, Metazoa, Chordata, Actinopteri, Clupeiformes, Engraulidae. Gene Ontology annotation, molecular function: L-glutamate transmembrane transporter activity; neurotransmitter transmembrane transporter activity. Gene Ontology annotation, cellular component: synaptic vesicle membrane; excitatory synapse.